CGCUGUGGACAACGCGACUGGGCUGCAUCCGCCAUCUUGCUCACCCUUACUUUCGGCGUCUGCUAUUGCAGAUCACUUUGUUUCGGGCAUAGAGGGGGAUUCUAAACGGGUGACCAAGAUGACUACUUCCGCUGCUGUCGCCGAAACCUCUGUCGUUGGCUUAGUUGAUAGCAACAAAGCGACAAUAUGGCCGCGUCUGCAGAAUAACGAACACAACAGAUUUCAGAAGUCUUUCCGAUAGAUCUAUUGUACUGGAACCAUUUCCUGUUUGUGUAUUAUUAAACAGGAGGAAAACAUAUGACUAUGGUAACAAAAAAAGAAAUGCAGAAACAAGGGCUGUCAUCACUAUUCCCCUGUGCAGCAGGCGUGACAAUGCCAUUGUUUGGCUUAGAUGAUGUGGAGAUGCGAAAGCAUCUCGGAAAACCUGCUGCUUCUUUGUUGUCAUUUCAGUCUGUUACAGUGGAUAGUAGGCCUGUAGACAGGAGGUAUCUAAAGAAGAUCAGCAAUGGAAUGACAUUUGAUGAGUCUGUGGUAAAGGAGAGAUGUUUUCACAUGUUGCCAUAUGACAGCAAAUACCUGGAGGAAGCUUUAGACACAAGUAGCCUGAUACGCUCACGACCAAAGACAAAUUAUGGAUACAUUCCCCAUGGCACAAGCACUCGUCACAUGCCAUGUGGUGUCACGUUUGCCACUAAGCUUCCUUUUCUGAGACCAAUACAGAGAAAGACUACAGAAAAAGUUGUUAAGGCACGUGUUGAAGCAAACAAGAAAGCGACUGAAAAUGUGUCAUCUAGCCGGUCCAUCAGCAGGUCUCAGACAGAUGUACCGAUAGACUGCAAAGAGACUGAUAGAUGUGAAGUGGACAAGAAUGAUGCAGUAAUAUUUAUGACUGAAGUAAAUGAAUCUGAGUCAAAGCUUAAGCAGCCUGAGACCCUUGAAAACCUCAACAAGCAGCUGAAGGAGCUAUAUACUUUGCAAGCAGGUGAUGCGGAAGAUGUCGUAAAGGGUACAACUCAAUCUGAGGAGAGAAAGAAUGGCUGGUAUCAAUAUCUCCUGUCACAGCUGUCAGAAGUCACAGCUACAUGGAUGGUGCAUGAGAGCAUGCCACUUUCCAAAGAUCAACAAAGACUAGCAAAGACUUUAGAAGACUGGUAUGGUAAGCCAAGGACAACAGAUCUCAUUCAGGAAGAAAUAAGUGACUCUGAAGAAGAUGAAAAUAAGUCCAAAGACCAAGAAAAACGGUUAAAACGAAAGUGGAAAAAAAAGGAAGCUUCGCUCUUGGAGCAAGUAUACCAAAUAUCAGGAACACAUUCAGCUUUAGACCCAUACUCAGAUGAUAACAAAGCACCUUUCUAUCGUCAGCCAGCAGGAAUACGACGAAAACGAAAAUCUAUUGAAAAAGAGGAAGGUGCAGUCAAUGCCACAGCUCACAAGAUCAAACUGCCUGAAAUCAAGCAGCCAGCACCACCUACACUGCAUGACUUUUUUCCCUCAAAGGUUGGAGACAAGCUGUUCAAGACCAGCAAUGAAUAUGAACGAGAACUCCUUACAGGAGUGGAGCAGAUUCACCAGAGAGGAAGUGAUGACAGCACCAUUCUUAUGGCCAGUACUAACCUUUACAAAAAGGUCUUACAGAAAGAAUAUCCAGAAGACCCCAGUCAUUGGUGUCCUGAAUCAAAUAACACAACCAGAAAACUUGAAAAGGAUCAUCAGACAAAGUAUGAAAUAGGAAGACGACGCUGGAUGGGUCUUCCAAAGCCUUUUGAUGAUAUGUUUGAAGCACAAAAGGUUCUACCACCAGGAGCAGAUUCAAAUUACAUGAUGUCUGUAGACCCUGCCACCAAGCGCCAAGUGACACAGAAUCAUUCAUUGAUUCAGAUCUUGAAUGAAUGGAGAACCAAGUGGAACCUCAGCGGACAGUAUGCUGAUUGCACCUAUGAUGACAUCAUCAAAGACAUGGCUGACAUUCAGCCCCAUGUGCGUUUGAAAGCAAUCAGCAUGAUUGGCAAGGCUGCAGAAUUCAAGGCUACAUAUGAAGAACUGGGCAGUCUUUCUACCAGUUAUCCUGACAGCCUUGGCAAAAGUGUCCCUGAACAUGUCUUUGUUGCCCUUGGUUGUCUACUUAAUGAUUCCAACGAGGAAGUUAAGAGGGCUGCUGCCAUAACACUUUAUGCACUUGAUCACCCAGUACCUAAGGCUGAGGAAGUCAUGCAGAAAGCUCUUCACUCAGAAGCAUCACUGGAGCGAUGGACUGCUGCCCAGUGUCUUGCACACUAUGGCAUUUGUGACUCUGAAGUAGUGGAUGAGGUUAUCAAACAGAUACUUCAGUCAGAAGAACCUGUAAAACAUGAAAAGGGGUUUGCUCUUCUGGCCAGGAUGAGCAAAAACACAACCCUUGUACACAGUAUGGUUGCUGAACAGUUAAACAGCAGCAGUUGGCGACAUCGUGUCAUUGCCUGUAAAAUGUUUCCUGUCUUGUAUGGUAACAUCAACAAGGAUGUGACUCACAAACUGUCAGAGAUGAUGUGGCAUGACUGGAAUGAGGAUGUGCGACAGGCAGCAGCCCAGUGUUUGGGCAAGACCUCCCACGGCCAGCAUGUCCAUGAUGACAUUUUGCGGUGCAUUGCAUAUGGAAGUGAGCGGGUCAAGCUGGAGGCAAUAAGCCGCAUUGGGCAGCUAGGUAUCAUGACAGCUAAGUUGCUGCCAGCAUUCCUGGAGUGCUUUCAUGAUCAGUAUAUGUCCAUACGCUGUGAGUGCUGUAUUACCAGUGGAAACUUGAAGAUUACAGAUGAGCAAGUGAUGUCAAAGCUGGUUCAUCUUGCUACUUUUGAUCCCAUUUGGAAAGUCAAAGCAUUAGCAAUUCAAGCUCUAGGAAAAGUAGGUGUGGUCACUACCCAGGUGAAAGAGUGCUUACUGUGGGCCUUAAGCUAUGAGAAUAAUGAUGCAGUGCGUGCUGAAGCUUGUCACUCACUGGUCGGCCUCAACAUGUUGGAUGACACUGUUGUGGCAUUACUGCAGGAACGUCUCCUAGUGGAAUCCAGUCAGAUGGUCCAAGAUGAGAUGGUGGAGGCCUUGAGAAAAAUGGGCGUUGCUGCUACUGAGGACAUGAAUAUGGUGGCUCAAAUUAAAAAGGAAGUCCGCAAACUCUGCAUCCCUACCGUCAUUGCUUCACAGAUUGUGCUAGAUGAGGCUGAUGAGAUGCGUCAAAACAAUUUGGCCAACAUGGUUUACAUGUCAGAAGCAGAAAUAGAGCAAAAACAAAUAGAAUGCAAGAGCCUCUCAGGGAAGAGGCCACAGGUUAUUGCUCAAGCUUCCCCUACUGAACUUCGGUUUAAGGAAUCUAAAUUUGGAAAAUCACCAUCUAAGCUUGAGUCCAUAACAUCUGAACCUAUCAGUAGAGAAGGGACACUAUAUACACCUACUGCUGACAAAGAGAUAGAGGCUAUCUUGAGUCGGGAGGAUGUUAGCAGCAGUGUUCCUUCAGCUUCAUCAACUGAAAUAAAAUCUCGGCCAGUGACAGAAGAGACAAUUACAUCAGGAACUCGCACACCUCUUGAAGGGAUCAGCCGAGAGCCAUCCACACAUGAGCUGUCAUUCUUAAAGGACGAACUUGAGGAUGACCGAGCAUCAACUGCAUUCAAGACCACUCAUAGCAGGUUCAGUCAGGUUUCCACAUCGAGACUUGGACCUACACCAUCCUUAGUUCUUCCUGCACUGCAAAAAUCACAGAGUGAUUUUAUGCACAUGUCAAGUCAGCGCAUUGUCAUGAGUGCUGAAUCUUUGCAGGAACGAGAGAAAAUGAACGAACGGGUUAAGUCCACCUAUGAUGAUCUGAGUGCUCGCUAUGUUGGCAUGAUUGAGGAUAUUUUGAAGGUUGACAAGGGCCUUUCCACGUCACAUUCUUCUGGUAGUCAACUGUUUCUUACAGUACCUGCUGUUGCAUCACAUAAGCCAUCUCCCUCUCAUGAUCACAACUCCACAGAUGCAAAUGAUCAUGUGCUGGUUGAUAUUGACUAUUGUUUGAAUGGCAAACCAUUGGAUGGUGAGUCUGAUGAGGUAUUUGACCAGGCAUCCAGCAGUGAGUUGCAUAUUGGCAAAAUAGAAAGUGUCCCAGCAAGUAGAGAAGACAUAAGAUCAACUGAGGUUAUUCAAGAUGAGGCAAUGGGUGUAGAGCUACCUGUGCCAGACAUGAAUUCCCAUGGAGACAAAAGUCCUGCUGCUGGGUCAUCUCAGUGAGGGUAUGGGUAUGAACCAUUCCAUCAGAUAGUGCCUCAUUCCCUUGACUACCCCCAUGACAUGUGAUUGUCACUUCUGAUAAACAUAUCUAAUAAAGUGAUACUGACUACAAGAUUUCACAUAAAGAAGAGUUCGUUAUAAAAUGAUAAAAAAAAGUUUCGAUUUAUGAUUGUUCUUACAACUCUAUAUAUUGUUUUCUUUGGAUACAGGUUUUUGUUGGACUCAUCUCCUUGCACAGGUUUUAUAAGUGUAUUGAUAAAAAAAACAAACCCAAAAACCUCUGAAAAACAUUUAUUAAACUUAAAUUCAGAGUUAAUAGCGAGUUAUACUUAUUGAAAGCAUGCAUUACAUUUUUUAAUGCAUGUAAGGUAUAUCUGUAUACAAAUUUAUUGUCUUCUGUGUUGUGCUUGAUUCUACAUUGUAAAAGGUAAUGUGCCUAUCUGCACCCUUAUUUUACGAGAUCCUUAAACUGUCCUGAGACUCUCAAGACAACUCCUCUAAUUACGUUAUCACUUGAGUCUUAAGCAUGCCCUUAGCAUUUUUUCUCCCUAACACGGCAGUCUGGUGGCACAAAGGUUUAAAGUCCCUCAGUACACUGAGAAUUGGGUGUCGUGAGUUCAGAUCUUGUCUCAGGCACACUGUUAUCUGCAUAUGGCACUUGUUUACCAGUCAUGCAACUGUGAUGUAGUUUAGCCUUAAUGUUGGUCUGGCAUAAACACCAAUUCUCCUCUUUUUUUUCCCUCCACAAAAGGGAGAACAUUUUUUAUUAAUAAGCAAGCUUUUACAUAUAUACGUAGAUUCACUGACCAGGGACAUCACCUUGUUUCACUUUUGAUAAAAGCAAAAGGAAUUAUUACAAGACAUAUGUUAUUAAUCCCUGUUGUCUUACACAAACUUUUGUAUUAAUAUAUUGACCUUUGUUCCUAAUAUUAGAACACUUUACCUAUGGUUCUUAUUAGAUACUGAAUGUGUGUGUGGCUUACACGGAAUGCAUAUAAUUAUCUUAGAUCCCAUGGAAUACUUGCUACUAUUCUCAGUUGAUUAGAUUACCUGCUACGAUCGUCUCCUGAAAUAAACUAUAAAUAAAAUCUUUAUACAGAUCUUGUGCAAAAAAACAAAACAAACACAAAUACAGACACAGAAAUGUGCUGGGCAUUACCAGAAUACAGUCCUCCACAUAAUAUCUGACAGUACAUUUAUUGAAACACAUUUUGUGGUUUGUAGUUUUCAUAAUGGAUUUUGAUGUUCAAAGAUACAGCCAUCAAAGAAAAUAAAAUACCAAAUCAUCCUUUUUUCAUAACAAUGAAUGUAGAGAAAAGUGUACAUAAUAGCAAGUCUUCUAUAUUUAAAAAAAAACAACCUAGGAAAUAAACACCAAAUGCAGUGCUCUUAUAUUU
Messenger RNA from Pomacea canaliculata, 5633 nucleotides. RefSeq names its product HEAT repeat-containing protein 4-like. Bases 298 to 4236 code for a protein of 1312 amino acids. Gene Ontology annotation, biological process: peptidyl-hypusine biosynthetic process. The record is from RefSeq and is a predicted model, not a curated record. Gene Ontology annotation, molecular function: deoxyhypusine monooxygenase activity. Lineage: Eukaryota; Metazoa; Mollusca; Gastropoda; Architaenioglossa; Ampullariidae. The transcript has 17 exons.